UGCUGGAGAUCUCUCUUCUCAGAUGCAGGGAGAGCCAUAGAAGCCUGGAGACUUCUGGGCUGUGUUGGCCUGUGGAACUCCCUGCCGCUAGAUUGUCAUGACUGAAGACUCUCUCUGUUUCUCUCCCUCUAGGGAGGGUCAAAGCCCAACAGCAGCUUUGGGUGAGGGGUGCCCCUCAUCACACCAGCCAUGGCCACAGCCAGGGUUUUCAUCCCUCUCCUCCUCCUUGUGCUUGUGCCUGGGGUCUCUCCCUUCUGCCGCACAGGCACGGCUCAGGAGUGCAGGAGGAGCGUGGCCUUUGUGCCUGGGCACAGCCUGGUACGGGAGGGCAUCGACGUCACCACGCUGGGCUGGACGGGGAACUACCUGGUGGACACCAGCCUGUGGCGCGGCCCCAACGGCACCUGCACCUUGUGCCGGAACCCGCUGCAGGGGGGGCAGCUGCAGAGGGCGCCGCUGGCCGUGACGGACUGGAAGGUGAAUAUCUUGUGCAACCGGGAGCUCAGCACCUCGGUGCAGGAGUCGGCCGUGGCCGUGGCCCGGGCAAUGGCGUCCGAUGUGAACAACGACUGGAAGGUGGAACUGGAGCUACCGGGGGAGUCCAUGGGCCGGGCCCUGGAGGGGACCCGAUCCGAGCUCUCCGGCUUCGCCUACGAGAAGGAGCAGCAGGACAAGUUCAUGUUUGUGCUCCACGAGCUGCCCUGUGGGUAUUACAGGAUGAGGGUUCCCCCAAACCCUCCUCUGACACCCUUAUUCGCCCAAGCCCUGAGUGACCUUCUACCCACCUACGACCCAUCCACAUACCGACCCUUCCUGGCCACGUACGGCACCCACUAUGUGAGCCAGGCAGUGCUGGGCGGGCGUGUGCGGCAGCUGACGGCCAUCCCGACCUGCCGGGCAGCGCUGGACGGGCUGACAGACGCUGAAAUCAAGGAGCGCCUGAGCUCUCAGUUCCUGCAAGACCUGGGUUUGAGUCAGCUCCCCUCCGGCUCCCACGCCCAGGAGCCGAGCAGCCAGAGCAGCUGGAGCUCCCAGGCGGCCUACACGGAUCACCGCACUGAGGUGACGGGGGGCCAUGGCCAUGCCAACCUGCUCUACUCCACCAAGCAAGACCCCGGGGCCCUCUCGGCCUGGCUGGAGAGCCUCAAAACCAGCCCCAACCUGAUUUCCUUCUCCCUGUCACCCAUCCACACCCUGGUGAGGCCAGGAGACCCCCGGCGGGAGGCGCUGAGGCAGGCAGUGAAGGAGUACGUGGCUGAGCGGGGGCAGAGGAGGUGCCCUCGACGGUGCCCACAAGGCGGCUACGCCGACCCCUUGGAGCCCUGCAAAUGCCGUUGCUCCGGAAACCCCUUCACCAACUCCAUGUGCUGCUCCCUGCAGCGGGGCCUGGCCCGGCUGAAGGUCCAUAUGAUGUCGGGCAAAGACCUGUGGGGGGACCCCUUGUCUCCCAGCGACCCCUACGUCAAGGUCAUCUUCCAAGGGCAGAAGCUGCAGACGCGCUACAUUAAGGACAACAACAACCCCCAGUGGUUUGAAGACCUGGACUUCGGGGUGGUGACGCUGCCGGUGAAGCCCGAACUGGAAGUGGAGGUGCGGGACAGUGACCCGUGGCCAUGGGUGGACAGCCACCUGGGAACCUGCCACGCCCACCUCAAGGCCAGCAGGAACGUGACUCAGAGCUGCGUCGUCUCGCCCGGCCUCGUGACGUAUUCCUACUCCCUGGAGUGCGGGCCCAACCUGGGCGGGGACACCUGCCAGGAGUACGUGCCCGUGAGGGGCUAAGGGGGCACCUGCCAGGAGUCCUGAUGUCCAGCCCCUGCUCUCACCACUAGCCCCCACUUCCUUUCCUGAGCUCACAUAGCUAAUGUUUUAGAAAAUUAAGCAGCGCUGCCUUUCAACCCCACGCCAAGGCCAGGCCGGAGGGAGAGCAGGGAUGUGCUUACACACGUUCCCUUGUUGCAUUUCACUGCAGUUGUACAUUUGCUGCAGUGAAAUGAAGUUGCACAUUUAAACUAAUAAACGUGUGUG
Messenger RNA from Pelodiscus sinensis (Chinese soft-shelled turtle), 2028 nucleotides. NCBI's taxonomy places the organism in Eukaryota, Metazoa, Chordata, Testudines, Trionychidae. The record is from RefSeq and is a predicted model, not a curated record.